AUGCAACUUUUGAGUGGGAAGAAGGCCUUAGAUCAUACAAUUCCAGAUGAAAGGUCUCUCUUGGUUACAUGGUUCCGCAGAUUCCUUAUUAAGAAGGAAUACAUUCCAAAGGCUAUUGACGAAACUCUUAAGAACCAUGGUGAGGAGACAAUGGAGUGUAUAUGCAAAGUCGCUGAGCUAGCAGGACAUUGCACUGCUCAUAAUCCAUUCCAAAGACCAGAGAUGAGCUAUGUGGUCAACAUCCUGGCUCCUCUGGUUAGGAAUUGGAAGCCUACCAGUCAUGAAGAAGAAGAAAAGUAUGGCAUUGAUCGGCACAUGAGCCUUCCUCAAGGACUGGAAUGGCAAGCCAAUGAAGAUGCUUCUGAUGUUGAAGUCUCUUGGCUUACCAGUCUUCCCAGAAGUUUAAGUUAG
This is a messenger RNA of Prunus armeniaca (apricot), 411 nucleotides long. Lineage: Eukaryota; Viridiplantae; Streptophyta; Magnoliopsida; Rosales; Rosaceae. The record is from the annotation of a GenBank genome assembly.